Molecule: messenger RNA, 4253 nt
Organism: Lytechinus pictus (painted urchin)
Lineage: Eukaryota; Metazoa; Echinodermata; Echinoidea; Temnopleuroida; Toxopneustidae
Product: testis-expressed protein 2-like
Exons: 7
Coding region: 10-909 (299 amino acids)
Cellular component (GO): endoplasmic reticulum
Molecular function (GO): lipid binding
Source: RefSeq, a predicted model, not a curated record
CCCCACUUCAUGGAAGCCUUGACCAUCACGGAGACGGACCUGGGCCUGAACGCUCCCACGAUACGCAAGGCAUCCAAGCCUAUCGUUGACUCCAGGGGGAUGUGGAUCGACCUGGAGAUGCACUACGGUGGCUCCUGCUGGAUGACCCUCACCACCAAGUUCAACCUCUGGAAGCUGGGCAAGGAUACCCGCAUGGAGAGAGAGAUGGAGGAUCUCAUGACUGGCAAGAAGGAGGGCAUCGAGAAGCUGGAAAGACGUGCUCCCCCGUCAGAACCAUCUCUCAGCAAAAAAGGCAGUAAGGGCAUUUCUUACAAAAAAUCUGCUGUAGACAAAGCCAGCAUGUACUAUCCCGAUACCUCACCCAAUACUAUGCAUGGAAAAUCAAGGAGACAAAUGUCUGCUGCCCUCGAUAGUGAUGAGGAGGACAGUGCAGAGUCAUCUGAUGAUGAGGUGGCUGAAGAAACUAACAGUACUACCAGUAAUGAAAGUCUACUAGAAGAUGGAGCACGUAGCUCCAGUAAGAUCUUGAGGUUUGUGAACAAGGUUGCCAACUCAAACUACUUCCAGAGGGCCACGCAGAAUAAAUACGUGAAGAGAGCCUUCAACGAGGUAUCCAACACGGCAGUGGAACUCACAGUGGAAGUGAAGGAACUGAGAGGUGUGCUCACUGUGAACAUUCCACCACCGCCUUCUGAUAGAAUAUGGUAUGGAUUCCGAGGGAAACCUCACCUGUGGUUAUCGGCCAAGCCUAAGCUAGGGACAAGACAGGUCACGAUAACCCACAUCACAGAGUACAUUGAGAAGAAACUAGAGAAAGAGUUUCAGAGAGUAUUUGUACUGCCCAACAUGGACGAUAUCCCUGUGCCAAUCAUGAACUUUGACAUUGAGGAGCAUCGCUUUGCCAGAUGAUAAAUCACCCUGCCUCGACUAUCCCUUGAACAGCGCCCCCAGGGUGAUCUGCGUGUCACUCUAGUAUCCAAGUCGCAUUUGUCAGUGAUUCCAGUCAAUGAUCAGCUUAAUGUUAAUGUUUCAUGUACAUUGGAGUAGGAUUGAAGUCUGCUGCUCCAAUCAACUAUUAUCAGUUAAAGUUGUCAAAGUAUUCAUGUUUACAGAAAAUAGCCAUGGGUAGAAAGGAUUGAUUCUUUCACCCUUGUAAACAAAAUUGAAUGUGUGUCAUGUAAUAGUGAAUUGACGAGAGGGAGUGUGACAUUGUGAAACCUGCAGAGACUACUAUGUAUGGAAUUACUGGUUUCGCACAAAUACAAGCUGUUAUUGAGGUACUUGUUACACUCAUAUGAUUGGUUUAUUUAUGUUUUCAAAACUAGCUGAUUUUGAUCUAGUCUGGUGUGCUGCUUCCACAAUAGCAAUCUGCUUUUGUGAAUACUGCAGUCACUGUGUAUAAAAGAUUGUGAGGAAUUGAAUAUUGAGAGGAUGUGCUGCUUAGUGCUCAAAUAAUGAACGUCUGAAUUGUAGGAGGAUAUAAUUCAGGGGAAUUAAAAUGGAAAAUUGACAGGGAAUAAGAGAUCCUGGAUAUUUGAAUAAAGAAACCACAUAAAAUUGCAAUCACUGCUAGUGAAUUACAAAACCUUUUCGUCUGAAAAAUAGAUGAUAAAAAAGAAGAGCCGGUAAAGGUACAUGAAAAUAAAGAAUGUCUGUUUAAAAUAUACAACGGGCAUUGCCUUUAAACUGCCAGUCACACCAUUCUCUUAUUUUGUAUAGAUACAACUCAUUGUACUUGAUUGAAAUCUAAAUCUGAUCAGUACUUUUCUAUAAACCUAAUGAUUGAAUCAUGAGGAGUGAUGAAGUGUUUUGUAUUGUAUAUUAGAUAAAAUUGCAGCGCUUUUGUAUCAGCAUUGGAAAGGUGCUCUAUUGAACACCUUCUAAAUCAGAUAGAUUGUAGCAGUAUCAUCCUAUCUGGUGGUAUGGGGCCAAUCAUCUGAUUAAUAUUACCAUUUGUAAUAAUAUUACCAUUAUGUGCGUGUGGCCUAUAGUAGCCUAAGUCACAACCUUUGUUAGGGCCAAGUUGUUGCUGUUCUUCUGGUUGUGCAACUCAUUACUUUGUGAGAAUGGCUCCUUGGAAUAUGACGAUUGCUCUCGAAACUUUGCUUCAGCGGCAGAAUCACUUUUGAAGAUUGCUCCAUGAUUUAAUCCAACAAUGCUUGUAGGUCUAUGCAUGUUCAUCAACCAAUGGAAAUAUGCCAAGUGUUCCACAGUAUCAUUUUGAAGUAGUUGCAUGUGGCAAAACACUUCAUCCUGCAUCCAAAUUUCUAUCGCACAAGAACCUCUAACCACUAAACAAAGCCAGUUGCUUCAGUGGAAGUUCAGAAUAUUGUCAUUGGAGUAUUCUUUGAUGGAGCAGUUGUCAGCAAGAGUAUUGUUAUCAGAGCAUAGAUAACAAAGCAAUCAUGGAAUGAUUAGGCUUUAAAGCCAUAUUAUUAUAUCUUUCAUGGGGGAUUUCAUGUCCUCCAAGUGUUUAUUCAGUAACAGAUGUCAUCUGUCAUCCAGGGUGGGAAGAUGUAUGCACAUCCUCCACUCCCUUGGGAGUAUUCUAGUCAGUCGCCAAUGCGCACACAAUGCUGGACAAGGUAAAACCAUCACGUCCUACCGGGUACCAAUUGGCACCUGGGUGGAGAGUGAGAAAGUGUGGAUUAACGCCUUGCCAAAGGACGUUAGGCCGUGGUGGGUUUCGAACAUAUGACCCUCAUAUUACAAGGUGAGAGUCGGAACCACUACACCAAAGCUAUUACACGUUGUUCAUUCCAUACAUUUCCGCUGUAUGUUAAAGUCAUUUCACACUUUCCCUGGCCAUCUGCCUGAAGCCGAUGGAAUAGCAGGUUAGCUGCGUCAAAGAGGUAACUCAAUAACAGCUAUUUCAAAUUCUUGUUUCACUAAAUUGUGACCCACUUCCUAUGAAAGCUAUAAAUGAGUAUAGUAUCUUUCUAUGGAGUAAUUACAUUCUGAGGAUAUGACUUCCUAAUGUUCUUGUGUGUUCUUUGUCAAAAGUACCAAAAUCAUUUCUUGUCAACAUCAGCAUAUUUGUGCAGUAAUUUAUGAUUGAAAACUGAAUAUAUAUGUAUAAAAUAAAAGUCUAUUUAAUUACAUUUUAAAAAAGCAAAGUGUACUUGAGUGAAAAAUAUAUGAUAUAUGAAUUUGAUUUUUUUUCCUGAGCACCUAAGAUAUCAGUGUGGGAUUAUGUAUAUGUGUACAUCGAAAAAAUAAAGUAAACGAAAAUGCCUUGCUAUGUGAUCUGUCUUCUAGUGGAUCUGGGGAUUUGCUUUUCACUCUUCAUGAUUAAUUUUUAGUCUGUAUGGAGUAAUGUUUCUGUACAUUCAAUCUUUUGCAUCAGUAUUGCAAGUUGAAUUCAUGUGUGGUUGAUUCAAUGUUGAAAGCUCUACCUGUAGACUAGUUUGUGUUCGUGAAAUCGAUGUAGUUACCUAGGACAGUCAUUAAGAUUCAUGCACAUUCUUUGAAGAAAAAUUUGUUUCCUAGUGUAAUACCAGUUGCACGUUACUUGACUGUAAACGAUUCUGUAAAUCUCGUGCGAUAUUUUGAGACAUUAGAUAGGUCCUCUGAUUCCUAACCCAAUGGACAAGCAUUGUUUAUAAAUUAAUGAUGCACAAUGGUGGUUUUACCUCCUAACUCUUGGGUCAGUCACCAGAGGUUGUUGCAGAAAAUCAAAUGCAACAAAAAAAUCAAGUGCAAGUAGUGUCUGAAUACAUGCCUAUGGCCCCUGUAACACAAAGGUUAGCGAUUAAUCGCUAAAUAAUUGCUAAUCUCUGUGUUUGGGGGCCCUGGCUGGUUGCAAUCCUAGCUGCAUGUGAUUUAAGAGUUGAGGUUGAUUGCAGCUUUUCCUGCCACAGGCCAUAGGGUCAGUUUUCAGUUCAACUGUCAGUUCAACACAUUUCAACUCGAGACGAGGAAAAACUUUUACUAAGUAGUUAACUUUUCUAUUCAAUUCAUUGCUUAUAGUGCAGUCACAUUUCGCCUACGAUGGCCAUAUGGCGAUUCAAAAGCAGGCGUUUUUAUUAUUUUUAUACCUGCUUCCUGUGAGUGGUUCAUAUAGAAAUCCGUAAAUAUUCUGUUAUUGACUCACCGUUCUGACACAGGAGGGGAAAUGUGACUGCAGCGAUAUUAGCAACUUUACUGAAGUAAUUCAAGCCAGAAUUGUUACUGAAAACUGAUACAGUAUUAUCAUUUGUCAAAAAAAAAGACGGGUGCAAGUAAUAGCUCAGCUCCCUAGCUUUUAAAUAAAU